This is a messenger RNA of Diaporthe amygdali, 3633 nucleotides long. Its product is annotated as mitochondrial membrane protein. Bases 1 to 3633 code for a protein of 1210 amino acids. Gene Ontology annotation, biological process: mitochondrial RNA 5'-end processing. The transcript has a single exon. Lineage: Eukaryota; Fungi; Ascomycota; Sordariomycetes; Diaporthales; Diaporthaceae. The record is from RefSeq and is a predicted model, not a curated record. Gene Ontology annotation, cellular component: mitochondrial envelope; mitochondrion.
AUGCUUCCCUUGAGGCUGAGAGGCAGUCGUGGCAUCCGCACACGUUAUGUUUGCGCCUCAUGUUGCGCCCAUGUCUCCCAGGGCACUGGUGCCCACGGUCGAGAGGCCGCCCUAAGCCGAACCUACGCGACGAAGAAGACGGCUUCUGAGACUGCGGACGACUCAGCACCAGCCCAACCUUCGCAGGCAGACAAACCGGGCUCACGCAAAGCACAAACUGCAAAGGCUAAAAAGGGUGAAAAACCAGCGGGCCGACAGAAGAAGAAAACGCCGAGUCCGCCCAAGGCCAGCAAAGAGAAAGCUGCGGCGGCCGCCGAUGCCUCGAACAAACCUGAUGAGACAGUUCAAUUAUGGAAGGAAACACUCGAUAUCCUGAAGAGCCUCCAAGAAACACAAGAGCCUGUUCAAGGGACAACGGGUGAAGCUGCUACGAAGGGAAAGGACGGCAAGAAGAAUGACGCGAACACGAAACGGUCGUUGAAGUCGCACUUCCCGCCGAUACAAGGCGCUCCGUCCAAGGCCGCUGAGAGACAAGCGAAGCUGCUUGAAGGGACCUUAGACGUCCUGAAAAACGUACUGACGGUCCAAGCUGAUCAAAGAACCAAAGCGAGCAAGACGGUCAAAAACAAGGGGUCCUCUGAUCCGACGACGAAGCCGGAGCGCAAGCAGACGGUAAACAAGGGCGCAAAAGCAGACGGCAAGAUACCUCCAGGGGUCAGAUCAGGGACUGUUGAGGCUUCUGUGGCACAAGGCUUUGCUGCUUUGGUCGAGAAAACCCGAGCGGAGAAGAAAGCGGCUGCUCGAGAAGGAGGCUCAAAGUUCAACAACUUGGGAACCGGACAGCCUGAGUUCAAGAACUUGACAAAGGCUGAUAAUGUCGGACAUGUAGGUUGGGGGAAAUCGAAGACACACAGGGAUAUCAAGAAGAUUAAGACACGAAAUCAGGGACUCGAACCUGUUGACGUCGACAAAGCGCCGGUGCCUCGUGUUCAAUACGGCCUGGACCGUGUCCUGUUCAAUGAGGGUGUCUACGUGCUGCAGGACCCCCGUACAAGGGUGUACAAUUUUGAUCCCUACCUUGCGACCAUCAUGCCUGUGGACCAGUUUGACUUCGACGCCUUGAAGCAAUAUGUCACCUCUUCCAAAGACACGACGCUCAUUGAUGUAGCCAAGAAGCACAACAAGAAGUUCACAGGAUCCACUUCAAGCAUGACCGCCACAUUAUCCCAUUUCCAUUAUCUGCUCUCUUCGUGGAGGCCCAUAAACGAUGAGCGGAUCUCCAACGGCUAUAUACCCGAUAGUGUGAAUUUCGGCGCUAUCCUCAGGGCGCCGGCCGCGACGUUCCUGCACUACAAGAAUGGUACCUACGCCAUUGAUGCGGACAAGGAGUAUGACUCCGAGACUAUCCUCAGCAUGCUCGGAAAGUCUAUGGAGAAGCUCCUUACCGCUCCUAAGGAGGAGUUCGAGAAGUACCGCCGGUCCAAUUCACAUCAGCUGACGGAGGAGGAACGCAACGCGGAGGAGUCGUACCAUUACACGACAUUCGGGAACUUCAUGAUGCGGUCCCAGUUGGAUGCACAAGAUCCGCGGCUUCCUGGAACUGGUGUGUUUGACCUCAAGACAAGGGCCGUCGUCACCAUCCGCAUGGAUGCCAAGAACCCCGAGAAGGGUGUCGGCUACGAAAUCCGACAGCGUCAAGGCCAGUGGCAGUCGUUCGAGCGCGAAUACUACGACAUGAUCCGCCUCGCAUUCCUCAAAUACUCGUUGCAAGUUCGCAUGGGUCGCAUGGACGGUAUCUUUGUUGCGUACCACAACACUCAGCGAAUCUUCGGCUUCCAGUACAUACCUCUUGAGGAAAUGGACCUUUCUCUUCAUGGCAGCACGGACAUGACAACGGGUAACCGGGAGUUCAUGGCCAGUCUUGAGCUAUUGGAGGAACUGCUGCAGAAGGCGACGGAGAGAUUCCCUGAGAAGUCGCUCAGGAUCCAUGUGGAGACGAGGCCGUCCAAGGCCGUCCCGUUCAUGUACUUCUUCGCCGAGCCCGUCAACGACGAUGAGAUCAAAGUAAUUCAGGAGCAAAAUAAGGAGGAAGCUGCGAAGUUCCAAGAAAGAGUGCUUGGUAUCAAGCCUAAGGACGAGGCGGCGCAAGAAGAAUUGGACGAAACUGAGGAGGCUUUGGCUGGGGAGGUCGACUCAGCCGAGGAUGCUGUGCUCAAGGAGAACAUUGUCGAAGAGGCAAGAGAGACCGAUGAGGACGUUCAAGAGAACGACGAGGAGGACAGCGAGGACGUGUGGGAGGACAUGAUGGAAGUCGUCGAGCAAACGAUGGAGAGUGACGCUCAGGGCAUUUCGGCAAUCCGCGAUGCUAUUGAGGACGCCCUCGAGCAGAGCGGCCUUCUACAUGCAAAGUCCUCGGAGGAGGCUGAGCAAUAUGUAGAGGCACUUCUGAAGGCCAUUGUCGACGUAAACGCCGAAAGGCCCAAGACAGACGACGAGGCCGUGCCCGAGAUAUCUGGAGAGCAGCAAGAAGCUCAAGAUGUGCGCCCUCCUGAGCAGACCAACAACAUCAACCCAGAGGCUAGCAGCCCCCAGGCGGCGAAGCCGUCGCGUUUCGGCUUUCUUUCCAGCUGGUUUGGUGUCGGCAACAAGGAGGCAGACACAACGGCCAAGCAAGAACCCACGAAGCAAGACCAGGACGACCGCACUCCUUCCGAGCAAAAUUUGGCCUCCAGAGAUGAUGCCCCAGACGCAGCCGCCACAGAGAACAAGGCUGCAGAUGGCAAACCAGAUGACAUCUUGAAGGAUCUCCUCGUCAAGUUGACUACACGCAUCGGAUCUUCCAGCGACUCUCAAAAGGCAACGGAAGAGCUAUCGGAGGACCAAGCCAAGCUUCGGAACUUCGAGAGCAUCCUGCUAGAGAUGAUGCCUAGAACCCAGGAGUCACCCACGGAAGCAGCGGAGGAGGGUGAUGAGGCCAGCGACGCGGAUGAGGCCCUGGAGGACACCCCAGCCUCGAGCGUCGGCGAGGAGUCCACGACGAAGCCGGUAAUGGGCAUGAUUCUCACCAUCCGCAACAAAGUCAAUAAUGAGUACGUGAGGCGGCCGGAGAAGCUGAAACCCACGGACAAGUGGGCCGUCGAGUAUACCGCGGAGGAGAUCCCUGAGGACAAGGUGCAGGAUCUCUACAGCGCCAUGAAGAAGCGGCGGUAUAGCGCCUAUUAUAAGGAACCCGGCAGGGACCUUUUCAAAACAAUGUUCGACGGCAAGCUCGCCCACUACAGCCGCCUGGGCGAGCGCUUCAGGCAGGAGGAGACGAAGCUCGCCCAGACGCAGCCACUGCAUGUGGUCGGGCAGGAUCCGCCCUCUGGGUACGUGUAUAUGAGGAAGCCGGGACCCGGCAAACCACAUCACAAUCCGCUUGCUAUCCGUAUGCUGGAGGCGCGUGGGAUGACCCCGCUCGCCCCGCCUGUCAACUGGGACUCUCAACCUACGAAGGAGGAUAUGGGCGGGGGAACAGAGGUGGAAAAGGAACCCGUGGAGGCGGCCAAGGAGAAAUCGGCUUCGUUCCGGGAGUGGAGAGAGCGGGACCAGCAGAGGCAGGACAGGGAGAAGGAGCCGGAGAAGGAUUCAUGA